Messenger RNA from Pediculus humanus corporis (human body louse), 781 nucleotides. Its product is annotated as transmembrane protein 50A, putative. Gene Ontology annotation, biological process: protein targeting to vacuole; late endosome to vacuole transport via multivesicular body sorting pathway. The transcript has 4 exons. The record is from RefSeq and is a predicted model, not a curated record. NCBI's taxonomy places the organism in Eukaryota, Metazoa, Arthropoda, Insecta, Psocodea, Pediculidae. Bases 1 to 459 code for a protein of 152 amino acids.
AUGGGUUGGGGUUUUGAAAAUUUAAAUUUACGUUCUUGUUUGUGGUUUCAAGAGGGAGAAUUUCGAAAUUCAUUAGCAUCAAUGAUCUCAGGAUGGUGGUUAAUCAUAGAUGUGCAAGUAACUUGCUCUGAAAGUUUUAAAGGAGCUUACCACGUAUGUGGCGUACUUGGAACUAUUUCAUUACUCAUGGUAAACUCUGUGUCCAAUGCAGUGCUUAGAGGUGACACAAUGGGACGAUUGGGACCUGGAGGAGCCAGAGUUUGGUUGUUUUUCGGUUUUGUAUUAGGUUUUGUCGCAAUAAUUGCUGCUUGUUGGAUACUUUUCGCUGAUUUCGUUACCAAAACUUCAUCUAAGGAACCAGUGUCUCAAUGGGCUGGAAGUGGACUUUUCCUUCAAAACUGUUUUAUUUUUAUCGCUUCAUUAAUAUAUAAAUUUGGAAGAACAGAAGAUUACAUAUAAACAUUUCAAUUCUUUACAAAUAAAUAUGUUUCUGUAUUUUCUUAAAGACUGCUGUGCUCAGUUUUAAACCAUAGGAAAAGUGAAUGAAAUUAGUCUUAAUUAUUCGAUAAGUAAUCGAUAAUUAAUUAAUUAAUUAGCUUUUGCAAUGUGCAUAUAAAAUUGUUUUUUUUUUCCCUCCCCUCGAAGGAAAAAUUAAUUUUUUUAUUUAAUAAGCUUUUGAGUUUAUUUUAAAAAGAACAGCUUAAACUUUGUAACAGUAAAACCGAAAAACUAUUACUCGAAUUAAUUAAUAAAUAGUGCUUCUAUAAAAUUGGACCAUUCG